Olea europaea var. sylvestris is the source of this 1703-nucleotide messenger RNA. Its product is annotated as double-stranded RNA-binding protein 3-like. NCBI's taxonomy places the organism in Eukaryota, Viridiplantae, Streptophyta, Magnoliopsida, Lamiales, Oleaceae. The record is from RefSeq and is a predicted model, not a curated record. Bases 148 to 1389 code for a protein of 413 amino acids. Gene Ontology annotation, molecular function: double-stranded RNA binding. The transcript has 4 exons.
AUUAAAGGGUAGGGGCAUUUUGGGCUACUUACCAAGCAAAUCUCUCUCUCUCUCUCAGACAUUUAAAACUGAAAACCUUUACUCUACAUCCACAAUAUCUCUCAUUGCUUAUGCAGGAAUAGGAGAGUCAAAUCACUUAGAGUGAAUAUGUACAAGAAUCAGCUACAAGAACUUGCUCAAAGAAGCUGUUUCAAUCUCCCUUCAUACGCCUGCAUCAGAGAAGGGCCUGAUCAUGCUCCGAGAUUCAAAGCUUCUGUCAAUUUCAAUGGAGAAGUUUUUGAAAGUCCUGCUUACUGCACCACUUUACGGCAGGCCGAGCAUGCCGCGGCUGAAGUGGCUCUCAAUGCCCUCUCUGCCAGAGGCCCUUCAAGGUCCUUAACAGCAAGAGUUCUUGAUGAGACCGGAGUUUAUAAGAAUCUCCUUCAGGAGACUGCUCACAGAGCUGGCCUGGAUCUUCCCUUAUACACUACUAUUAGAACAGGUCCUGGUCAUGUUCCAAUUUUUACUAGUACAGUAGAGCUUGCCGGUAUGAGUUUUACGGGCGAAUCAGCCAAAACAAAGAAGCAAGCUGAGAAGAAUGCUGCAAUUGCUGCCUGGUCUUCUUUGAAAACAAUGCCAAAUUUGGAUUCACUGUCUCAGACAAGUAAAGAAGUCGACAACGAAGAUCGAGUAAUCUUAGGCAGACGAAAAGAUGAAAUUAGAGUAAUCAGGAGAAGGGAUCAGAAUCAACCCAGAAAAAGAACGCAGAGAACUUGCAGAGACAACGCUACGAACAGUUCUGGUUCUGCACAGCGACAACAAUGGAGGCUAAUGGAUCUGUUUUCAGAUUCAAAUUUGGAAAAAUCUAAGCAAAAACAGAACAGUUUUCUAUCUUUGCUCCCUCCACCACCACCCAGAAUAAUGUCAAAAAUUUUACCCCCAAGUUUAUCUACAAAUUAUCAAGCUUUCUAUCAUACAGAACCCAAGCCUGUCCCAACACAAAUCAUUAAGAAUUCACAAGUUAAACUCCAAGAAAUGACACCCAUUGUGGGAAGGGACAAGGAUGAAUUGCUCAAUGGGAUAUCAAAGUUCAUCAAGAAGCCUAUUGAAAUGAUGGGCUCUAGCAAUUAUGGGAAGCCCGAAAUUUCAAUGCCUGAACCAAUAGCAGAAAAUACAAGGACAAUCCAUAUUAGAACUAGCCUUGCUGAACUUGUGAGUCCAUCUAAAAUUGCAGUUCCUUCAAUCAAGGGUUGGUCUACACUCACAGGAGGAGUGUACUAUCCACAAAGGACAGCCCCAGCAGUUCAAAUUAGGUCUGUGAUCCCAGUAUGUGCAACACCACCACCAAUAAGACCCUCUCCAUCCACAAAAGAAUCUGUUUCUACUGCAUUUAGCAAGCUAAAGCUAUGAAAAAUCAGACACAGACCAAAUUUUUGUAAGUUUUAGUUUACCCUUUUGAAUGGAUUAGUGGGUCUUAAUCUUGAGAGGACAAUGUAGUUACUGCUGCGUUACUGUAAAGGGAAAAUGGAGCAUUAAAUGAGAAGUGGAGAGUGGGUUAGAAUGCAGAGAAGGGCAGAUGGGGUUAUCAAUGAGAUAAUCGAAAGGCCAUUUAAUUUACCAGUCAGAGAAAUUAAUGUAUCCUGUCUUCAACAAUUAAUGCCGACUAUCUCUCUCAUGCUGCUAUUGCAUAUAUAGAUGAAUUAUAUAUUUAGUAUUUACGGCUA